AUGACCUCUGUGCAUGCAGGAUUAUAGUGCUGGACGAUUUACAUACGGUCAUCCUCAAUAAUGGAACAUUGAUCAUAUGAUUCAUUUUUUAUGAGAAACUGGUUGUGCACAAAAAGAAUGAAAAGCUACCUCCAAGAGAAUCCCUUUCCUUGUUUCUUGUGGUAAGAGGAAGAUUACAACGGAUAUGCAUUGACGGGAAACUUCUGGUUGUGCACAAAAAGAAUGAAAGCAGCUGCCUUGUUUCUUUUGCUUGCACCACUGUUACUAGUUCUUGGCUCGUUUUAUGCAGUUGCUGCUGGAGAUAACAACAAUGAUGGUGAGCAUGGACGAUGCACUGGUUCGGUUUUAGAAUGUGGGAUCGAAAUGGCUGAUCACGAAGAGUUGGAGAAGGAAUAUUCAAGCACAAACACAAGGUUUCUUGCAGCACAGAUCAAAUACAUAACUCCAGAUGUUUUGAGGGCCGAUCAGCCUGCCUGUGGGAAAGUAACAAGAGGUGAUCCCUACAGGAAAAGUUGCCUGCCUUCACCUUCCAACCCUGAGAACAGAGGCUGCUCCAGCUACUACAGGUGUAGGAGGUGACCUACUUGGUUUUCUCUGAAUUUUUCUCGUAGUUUUCACUUGAGCCAUUGUUAUAUUCGUAAGUUGGUGUGGAUGAUAUAUUCUUCACACUGUUGACACGACAUGAUUUACUUUAUAAAAAAAGUUAAAUCAUAUUAUGUCAACUGUAGACAUCAGUAUAUCUUAUAUACUGACUUAUAAGUAGAAAAACAAUUUGCGUAUUAUUUCGGUGUGAUUUUCUCAACAAUAAAUAAUUGUAUUGAAAAAGAUGGUGUUACAAAUUUGAGUA
This is a messenger RNA of Carya illinoinensis, 847 nucleotides long. Its product is annotated as protein RALF-like 32. The record is from RefSeq and is a predicted model, not a curated record. The transcript has a single exon. Bases 223 to 579 code for a protein of 118 amino acids. Lineage: Eukaryota; Viridiplantae; Streptophyta; Magnoliopsida; Fagales; Juglandaceae.